UCAGAAUAUGACCUUCCAAUUGGCUACUGCUUGAUUUAUGACAUCAUUCUCCCUCCCAGCCUACCAGCACCUAGUAGAAUCCUGGGGUUUCCAUGGAGCUGCCUGUAAACAAAUUUGGAUCAUCACAGGUAACCUGUGACCAGUGACCAGUGAGCUGUCUGAUACUGAACACUCUCUCUGGUUUGGUCAGCAGAUCAGACAAAAACAACCAUUUUUUUCUGAUUGGUUCACCUGUGUAUUACUGUUACUCUCCAUCAUACAUCAUGUCAGAAAAUUUCCAAAGUUCACCUUUCUUUGGGACAGAAAGUGCUCUUCAGCCCUCUCUCCCUGUGAUGAGCAACUCUACACACUCAGGAAGGUUGUGCAACACCUCGAGUGUCUCCACCCCAGCUGUGAGUUUAGCAUGGAUCCUGCCACCAAGCACCAACACUUCUGUACAGCUGAUCACAGGCAGAGCCUACCUUAACCCACAUGCUGGCAUCACCGUGCUGGUGGAGCUGACUGACCAGAGCCAGAACUCAACCUCUGCACUCUUCUAUCCAGGUGUUCUCAAGUGGGAUCUCACAGAAAGCAAAGAUAGGGGAGAUGCAAUCCAGGAAUUCAAUAUGACCAUCACUGACCAGGACACUGCACUCUCUUCCCUGUCUGUGACAUCCCAGUGUGAUAAAAUUUUAGAUCCCAUUACCAUAGCCCCUUUCCAUCCAUCACUUUUAACCAGUUUUGUCCAAGUUACACCACCACAGGUAACAGAUCAAGGAUACAGCCUGGCACCUUCCUACCAGGAUUGCAGCCAGGUGUACUACUACAACCACAACAGCCUGGACCGUCUGAUACCUGGAGAACUAGGACAGUGUCUGCAGUCCUACAGCUCAAUGUCCUACCCUGUGAGCGAGGAGUCUGCCCCUCAACCAGAGAUGCUGAUGGUUGGAAAGGAGAUUCAGCCAAGGAAUGCCCUAAUACCAAUCUCCCCCUCUGGCUUCUCCUAUUCCACAUCUGGUCAAAAUAUGCCAGACAUCAGUCUUCCGGUGGUGCACAUGGAGACGACCCAAGGAUUGCUACCCUCGGGCCAGACAGUCAGUCUGUUGCAGAGUCCAGAACUCUGCAAUAUUUCCACUGAGGUUUUCCAGAUGAGCACACCACCUGUAAAUGGGGACAGGUUAUUAACAGCCCCCGUGUACAGUUCUUUGGAAUUCCUGACCUUGCCUCUAGCUCCAAGCCUGGAAGAAAGAGAGAAUGAAAACAUGCUUGAGAUGAAAGGUGAGCUGUCAAUGCCUCCGGAUGCCUAUGAGGGCACUAAAGAAAACCAAGGACCAUCACGCCUUUCUUUAGUGCACCCUUACUGCACUGAUACAAGAAGUCUAAGACCAAAGUCUGCUUCUGACAAUGCCACCAUGGAAGGCAUCAGUAUAGGUCUGGAAGAGCAAGAGAAGCUCGAGAAUGAGACUGGAUCCAGAAACAACUUUGACGACAUCACUACACUGGGAGCAGGUGAUCACCUACCCCAAUUCUUCAAAACUCUCAAAGACCUAGACUGGGGCCCUCCCCUUCAGAGCUGGAGAGUCAUGAGCAGCUCCUCUGAAAAGGUGACAAAGAAUGACCUAAAAGCCUCUGACCUGCUCGAUGGAGCUCCUCAGGCUAAAAUCCAGCACCAGAACCUGGUCAGGAGAGAGAGGAGUGGGGGCUGUGCAAAGGACAAGGAAAGAUCUAUUGACAACAUCUCAAAGCAUCUGGAGGGCAAAGAUCCCAAAGAGGCACCCAGCAGGCACAGCAGAGCUAGAAAACAGGGGCAAGAAAGACCAAGUGGGCCAGAGAACAACUCCAAGAAAACACAGGAGCUUAAGCAGUCAAGGAACAGAGUCAAAGCAGAAGAGAAGCCCUCCAUCCCCAAGACCAAGAGGAAGAUGAACCCACCUGAGCUCAGUCAAAACAGCUUCAAGAAGCCUCGAACCCACCUUGGCAUGCACAUGCUGGAGUCCGUGCAGGUCUUCCACCCUCUCGGGAAGAAGAUUGAGAAGAAAACUGGCAUCUCUUCCUUCGGGGGUCUGCGAACCUCCAACAACAACAAAGAUCGAGGCCCAGGCCCAGCCACCCCAGCACUGCUAGAUAUGCCACCUGAGGGCCGGGGUCCUGACAGAAUCCCAGGCAAAGCUCAGAGAGCAAAGAUCAGUGCUCACAAGGACUGUACAUCUCCACCCCCGUAUGAGCUGCCCCCGCCUGGGAAGGUCAAGUUAGUACCUUUGCCUUUCCCAAAGCUGGACCAGCCUCAAGCCAGACCUGCUUCUAGAAAGCCUCUCCCCCUGGCUUCACACAGGCCCACUGCAGCUUACCCUGUGAGGCUUCAUCCCCACUCAGCUCAUCCAUCCCAACCAGCUCCUGUCAGCACAUCUCUGAUGGCCUCUGCCAAUUCAGCUCCUCCAAUUUCCACCAGUGCUACACAACCUAAUGUAGCCAACACCAGUGAGUCUAAUGCUAUGCCUCAGUUGUCCUACAUGAGGCUUGUACCCUACAGAGCAUCCUCUCACACUUCAUUCCAGAGAGAGCUUAUUUCUUCUGCCAGGAACAAGGCACCAUCACCUCUGAAACCUCAAACCCAACAUCGACUGCAAGACUUCAGCUGCCAAUCAAUUCCAUGGAGGAAAGUCGACAUUCUGGGACCAGUCAUCUCACAGCCCAUCACAAAAGAGCAGAGGCCAGAGAGGGAGGCCAUGAAGAGGCGCGCUCAACAGGAGCGUGAGAAUGCUGCCAAGUGUAGCUCUCCUGGGAAACUACAGAUUUUCCUUCACAGGGAAACCGAUAUGGAAAUUUCUCAAUAUUAUGGCUAUGCAAUGUAGGAGCUGGCCAGAUCUUUGUAACAUAGUACUUGUGAUGUGUAUAAUGACAGGUACACAGAUACAGAUAUAUACAUAGAACAUCAAGGGUCAUAUAAGUGUGUAGAUGCAUAAGUAAAUAUGUAGCUAUGUAGAUGAAUAUGUAGAUGUUUGUGCUUAUAUAAAUGAACAGACAAAUUUUCUAUAACAAUUGUAAAUAUUUCAAGUCAGUAAAACUAACUGGAGUAAUUUAAGUCAGUUCUUUAAUCCAUAGCAUAUACAGAGGCCUUUGUUAUUUAAGUCAGUUCUUUAAUCCAUAGUACAUAAGGAGGCCUUUGUUAUUUAAGUCAGUUUUUAAUCCAUAGCAUAUACAGAGUCCUUUGUUAUUUAAGUCAGUUCUUUCAUCCAUAGCAUAUACAGAGGCCUUUGUUAUUUAAGUCAGUUCUUUAAUCCAUAGCAUAUACAGAGGCCUCUGUUAUUUAAGUCAGUUCUUUCCUCCAGAGCAUAUACAGAGGCCUUUGUUAUUUAAGUCAGUUCUUUAAUCCUUAGCAUAUACAGAGGCCUUUGUUAUUUAAGUCAGUUCUUUAAUCCAUAGCAUAUACAAAAGCCUUUGUUAUUUAAGUCAGUUCUUUAAUCCAUAGCAUAUACAGUGGCCUUUGUUAUUUAAGUCAGUUCUUUAUUCCUUAGCAUAUACAGGGCUUUGUUAUUUAAGUCAGUUAUUUAAUCCAUAGCAUAUACAGAGGCUUUUGUUAUUUAUGUCAGUUCUUUAAUCCAUAGUAUAUACAGGAGAAGUCUUUAUUAUUGUUCUCAAAACUUUAAUAUUGCUAAUUUUGAUUGACAAAAUAGUAUAUGUUACAUAACUACAUCAUAUUAUGUAAACUCUAGUAAUACAUAUUUACUAUUAAAGCAAUUCAUCAUAGCUCUGGUGGUAAUAAAAUUAUUCUCCUUGGCUUUUAA
Messenger RNA from Mus musculus (house mouse), 3764 nucleotides. RefSeq names its product predicted gene, 21129. The transcript is spliced from 3 exons. The record is from RefSeq and is a predicted model, not a curated record. Lineage: Eukaryota; Metazoa; Chordata; Mammalia; Rodentia; Muridae. Bases 264 to 2831 code for a protein of 855 amino acids.